AUGCACGAUCGAUCCCGACUUCCAGGCGGCAGGAUACAAAAUGUACAUUACGAACGCGACGUUCACUACGCCAUGCAGCUGUGCCGAUGGAUCCUGAAGCCGAUUGGUAUCUGGCAUCUGAUUUACGGUCGCUCGUCGCAGAGCGAGAAGCUCCUCUCGUUGAUGCUGAUCCUCGUGUGCUUCUUCGGACUGUGCUUCGUGCUCGUACCCGCCGGUCCGUACACUCUGUUCCGCGAGAGGGACAUUAACAUGAAGGUCAAGCUCUUCGGGCCGGUCGGCUUCUGUCUGACUUCCGCGAUCAAGUACUGCUUCCUCGGGGCGCGCGUCUCGGCGAUCGCGAGAUGCGUCGAGCACGUCGAGAGCGACUGGCGGGUCGUGCGACAUCAGGAUCAUCGCAGGAUGAUGCUGAGGAACGCGCUGGUGGGUCGCCGACUGACGACGCUAUGCGUGAUCUUUCUCUACACCGGCGGCAUGUCCUACCACACGAUCAUGCCGCUGUCCUCCAGGACGAAGACGAACGGCAGUUUCACGAGUAGACCGCUGGUUUAUCCGGGCUACGAUCUCUUUUGCGAUCCGCAGGCAAGUCCCGCUUACGAGAUCAUCUUCGGCAUGCACUGCCUGUCCGCUAUGAUACAGUAUAGCGCCACGACGGCGGCGUGCAGCCUGGCCGCGGUCUUUGCCACGCACGCGUGCAGUCAGGUGCAGAUACUGAUGACACUUUUGGACGAUCUGGUCGACGGGACGAGGACCAAAGGUACCACCGUGGAGAAACGUCUGAGCCUGAUAGCGAGGCAUCACGUGCGCGUACUGAGAUUUACCGCCGACGUGGAGAGAAUAUUACGUGAAAUAUGCUUGUUGGAACUGGUGGCCGCAACCUUGAUUAUAUGCUUGCUCGAGUACUAUUGCAUGAUGGAAUGGGCGAAUAGCGACGCCGUGGCCAUCCUCACGUAUUUUAUUUUAUUGAUAUCUUUAACGUUCAACAUUCUCAUAUUUUGUUAUAUCGGCGAACUUCUCAUGGAAGAGUAUGGCAAAAUCGGUGCGGCCGCGUAUGAUGUUAAUUGGUAUGAUUUACCCGGUCAUAAGGCUGUUGAUCUUGUUAUGAUCAUCGCGAUGUCUCAUUACCCACCCAAGCUUACAGCUGGCAAGUUCUGUGAUUUAUCUCUCAAUACUUUCAGCACUGUACUUAAAACAUCCGUAGUGUAUUUAAAUUUACUUCGGACAGUUACGCAAUGA
Messenger RNA from Wasmannia auropunctata (little fire ant), 1233 nucleotides. Its product is annotated as odorant receptor 4-like. Gene Ontology annotation, cellular component: plasma membrane. Gene Ontology annotation, biological process: sensory perception of smell; detection of chemical stimulus involved in sensory perception of smell. The transcript is spliced from 5 exons. The record is from RefSeq and is a predicted model, not a curated record. NCBI's taxonomy places the organism in Eukaryota, Metazoa, Arthropoda, Insecta, Hymenoptera, Formicidae. Gene Ontology annotation, molecular function: odorant binding; olfactory receptor activity. Bases 1 to 1233 code for a protein of 410 amino acids.